This is a messenger RNA of Podospora anserina S mat+, 1275 nucleotides long. RefSeq lists its product as uncharacterized. The transcript is spliced from 2 exons. Gene Ontology annotation, biological process: L-histidine biosynthetic process. Gene Ontology annotation, molecular function: pyridoxal phosphate binding; L-histidinol-phosphate:2-oxoglutarate transaminase activity. The record is from RefSeq and is a predicted model, not a curated record. NCBI's taxonomy places the organism in Eukaryota, Fungi, Ascomycota, Sordariomycetes, Sordariales, Podosporaceae. The coding region runs from base 1 to 1275 and encodes 424 amino acids.
AUGUCGCCCUUCAACUUGGAAACUUGCGCUAGACCAAACAUUUUGGCCCUCGAACCUUAUCGCUGCGCACGAGACGACUACAAAGAUGACGGCACCAACGUCCUUCUCGAUGCCAACGAGAACGCCUAUGGCCCCCCUCUCCCUCCGUCCAUCACAGGCCUUAUUCAGCCCCAAUCCGGCCUCGGUCCUGUAAUCGACCUCCCCGGCCUCAACCGCUACCCAGACCCUCACCAAGUCCCCCUCAAGCAGCUCCUCUGCAACCUCCGCCAAACCCACGUCCACACCCAAAAGAAGCUCUCGCCAGCCAACCUCUUCGUCGGCGUCGGCUCUGAUGAAGCCAUCGACGCCCUCAUCCGCGCCUUCUGCCGCCCAGGUCAGGACAAGAUUCUUGUCUGCCCGCCAACCUACGGGAUGUACUCCGUCUCGGCCCAAGUAAACGACGUCUCCCUCGUCAAAAUCCCCCUCCUCCCGGGUCCCGACUUCCAACUCGACGUCCCCUCCAUCCUCUCCGCCCUCUCCUCCCCCGAUGCAAGCACCAUCAAGCUAGCCUACUUCUGCUCCCCGGGUAACCCAACCGGCUCCCUCCUCUCCAAAUCCUCCAUCGGGUCGAUCCUCGCCCACCCAACCUGGAACGGCGUCGUGGUCGUCGACGAGGCCUACAUCGACUUCGCGCCCGACUCGGCCUCCCUCGCCGAAUGGGUCGUCGAGUUCCCCAACCUCGUCGUGAUGCAGACCCUCUCCAAGGCGUUCGGGCUGGCGGGUAUCCGUCUCGGUGCUGCCUUCACCUCCCCUGAAAUUGCCAGGCUUCUCAACGCGCUCAAGGCUCCCUACAACGUCAACAACAUCACCUCCGCGAUCGCAGAGUACGCCCUCUCCCCCGCCGGCCUGGAGGUCAUGAGGGCGAACAAGGCUGCUCUGCUGGAGCAGAGGGACAGGUUGCUGAGGGAGAUGCCCACGAUCCCCGGGGUGGGCAAGCUCAUGGGCGGGACCAAGAGCAACUUUUUGCUGUACGAGAUGCUCAACAAGGACGGGCAGCCGGACAAUGCUGUUGCGCUGGCUGUGUACGAGGGUCUGGCGGAGACCAAGGGCGUGGUUGUCAGAUUCAGGGGCAAGGAGCACGGGUGCUUGGGCUGCCUGAGGAUCACGGUUGGCACCGAGGACGAGGUGACGAGGUUCUUGGAAGCCAUCAAGAAGCAGCUUGAGCAGGUCCGGGGGGUGGAUGCGCGAAGCGAUGAAGAGGAGAAGGAGAAGGCUGCCAGUGCCGUUGUCGCGUAG